UCUCUGCCAUUAUUGUUUUUGGAGUGCUUGAGAAAAUGCAGUAAGCCAAGAAUUUAUCCAGAAGAAGAGAUUUCUAAUGCUAAAAGAAAAAUGCUGAAGGACAAUGUGUACAGAGAAUGUUUUGCAAAUGGAACCUGGGCAGCCCGUGUGAAUUAUUCCCAGUGCCAAGAGAUUCUCCAUGAGGAGAAGAGAAGCAAACUGCAUUAUCACAUUGCUGUUGUGAUUAAUUACCUUGGACACUGCAUUUCUUUGGGGGCAUUGCUGGCAGCUUUUGUCCUCUUCAUGCGACUUCGGAGUAUACGAUGCUUACGAAAUAUUAUCCACUGGAAUCUGAUCACUGCUUUCAUCUUGAGGAAUGCCACAUGGUUUGUGGUACAACUCACCAUGAAUCCAGAAGUGCAUGAAAGCAAUGUGCCAUGGUGCCGUCUUGUCACAGCUGCUUACAACUAUUUCCAUGUCACUAACUUCUUCUGGAUGUUUGGUGAAGGAUGCUAUCUGCACACUGCUAUUGUUCUCACCUAUUCGACAGACAAGCUGCGGAAGUGGAUGUUCAUCUGUCUCGGCUGGUGCAUCCCUUUCCCCAUCAUUGUUGCCUGGGCCACUGGAAAACUCUACUAUGACAACGAAAAGUGCUGGUUUGGAAAGCGUGCAGGAGUUUACACUGAUUACAUCUAUCAAGGUCCGAUGAUACUGGUGCUGCUGAUCAAUUUUAUUUUUUUAUUCAAUAUUGUCAGAAUCCUGAUGACCAAGCUUCGGGCUUCGACCACCUCAGAGACCAUACAGUACAGGAAAGCGGUGAAGGCCACCCUUGUUCUCCUUCCAUUAUUAGGAAUAACCUACAUGCUUUUCUUCGUUAACCCUGGAGAAGAUGAAAUAUCAAGGAUAGUCUUCAUUUAUUUCAACUCCCUUUUGGAGUCCUUCCAGGGCUUCUUUGUCUCUGUUUUCUACUGUUUCCUGAACAGUGAGGUCCGUUCUGCAGUACGAAAGAGAUGGCACCGAUGGCAGGACAAACACUCCAUCCGUGCCCGAGUAGCAAGGGCCAUGUCAAUUCCUACAUCCCCAACUCGUGUCAGUUUCCACAGCAUCAAGCAAUCAACUGCUCUCUGAGAACCAA
Molecule: messenger RNA, 1114 nt
Organism: Ahaetulla prasina
Lineage: Eukaryota; Metazoa; Chordata; Lepidosauria; Squamata; Colubridae
Gene: CRHR1
Product: corticotropin releasing hormone receptor 1
Exons: 11
Coding region: 91-1107 (338 amino acids)
Biological process (GO): adenylate cyclase-activating G protein-coupled receptor signaling pathway; cell surface receptor signaling pathway
Cellular component (GO): neuron projection; plasma membrane
Molecular function (GO): corticotropin-releasing hormone receptor activity; G protein-coupled peptide receptor activity; corticotrophin-releasing factor receptor activity
Source: RefSeq, a predicted model, not a curated record